Messenger RNA from Durusdinium trenchii, 1199 nucleotides. Lineage: Eukaryota; Dinophyceae; Suessiales; Symbiodiniaceae. The record is from the annotation of a GenBank genome assembly.
AUGAGUGGAUGCCAGUGGACAACCAAUGACUUAAAGAAGGAAAUGGAGAUGAUGCAAACUUUGCUGCUGGCAAGGCCUGCUUUGAAUGAAGAAGGGAAGAGACAAAAAAUCAUAGAGCAGCUCCAAGCCAAGCUGAAGCAAAUGCUCCCCUUGCAGCCUUCCCAGUUGGUGGAGCUGUAUGACUUCCUCAGUCAGAGCAGGUUGCCCACUGAUGUGGUGAAUGGUCUCACCAGCAUGUUGGAUGACAACUCUACAGUUGCCAUGGAAACUACAAGGCAACAUGCUGUCCCUCAGUGCUGUGAUUGCCUGGACCAGUACCUCAACCAGGCUGACAUUGCCACCUUGAAGAGUGUGGAUAUGUGGCAUGGGUGCACAGUACUCUCCAAAAGAUUGAGGCUUCUGGGUGUCAGAAACCUGAAGGAGAGUACAAAGAAGGCUGCAGUGGCCAUCUUGGUCUUUUUUGAAGCUGAAAGAAGUGCAAUCCCUCCUCCAGACUCCAUCUAUGUCUUGUCCCAGCACUUUCAGACCUCCUUCUUGACACAGAAUGUGGAGGUGCCCAGCAAGGCUGUUAGCUUGGCUGUCUACCCCAACAGUCCAAGUGAACUUAGCAAGGAACAUUUGAAUGCUUGCUAUGGAGACCAGCCACCUGUGCCACAUCAGUUUCCAGGACUAGCCCAGAUUUUGAAGUUCCAUGCACCAGCUUGUGUGGGUGAACAACAGGCUGCUUCUUCUGGGAGCCUGGCCACCUGCAAGCCAGAGAAUGACAUGAGCCAGGGGAUGCAGUUCUUGGCCAGGCUGUUGAUGAAUGUAGGUGCAGGGAUGAACACUGGCAGCUUCAAGCCUGGCACAGGUGCUUCACAGGAUGUGCAAGUCCAAUUGCUGGGCAAGGCAGGAAUGGGUAGCCAGCCUCAAGCCAAAACCCUUGCUUUGCAAGAUGCACCUCCCCUUCCAGUGGAUGAUGCAAAGCAUGAACAAUGCACUGGACCUGUUCAUGCACCUGCAGCCCAGCAGAAGAAAGAGGCUGACAAUGACAUGGGCUUGGAGGCAUGUGAAAAGGAAGCUUUUGAGAAGCUGAAGAACAGGAAUGUGAUGAAAAGACCUGCAGCUCAGCAGAAGCCUGAAGCUAAGACCAUGCCUGUCAAGAAGCAAAAGGUGAAGCCUGCAAGCAACUUGAAGCUUGGAUGUCGAAAAUGCAGAGG